CCGUUAUUUGGCUAAAGUAACAACGUGUUGAUAAAACGAAGGAAAAUUAUGAUUCAAUUGCACAAAAUCUUACUUUAACAUCGAUUACAUUCAUACUACCAGUGUCAAAACAUAUUUUUUUUCUGAUCAUGAUUAUAUGACAUUUAACUAUGUGAGACUGAUUCAACUGGUUCAAUAUACCUUCCAAGAAAAAAGAAAGAUUUUUUAAUCAUAAUUAUGAAUCAAAAUCUACAAUGUACAUUGAGAAUAAGAACUGAACAAGAUCAGGAUAUUGACUGGAUGGUGCACCCAGAUGAAAUAACCUUUCAUCAGGCAAUGGAAGUGAUUUCAAAAACUCUACCAGGGACAUCAACAACAGCUUUCCAAUAUAUAGAUGAAGACGGUGAAAAGAUUACAGUUAGGAGUGAUGAUGAACUUAAAGCAAUGUUUCAAAUGUAUAUGUGUGAACUUACAGAAGAAGAUAUACAAAGAGGUCUUCUGGAACCAUUAGUAAUUUAUCCAAGAGUGGGUAAAACUCCUAAAGACAGAAACAGAUUUGAUCUCAGAAUAAAAACACAAAAAGGCACUAAAAAACCAGCAUCAAAUGCUCCACAGUUUCAAGAUAAAGGUUUACAGAGUCGAGUCACAAGAGGUCAAACAAGUGCAGAACCAAUGGAAAUUAGUACACCUAGAUACAGUCAAAUGUCAGAUACCUCUUCUCAUCCAAAUAUUCAGUCUAAUCCUCAUUCUCUAUAUCUGGAGCAACAAGUGUCCGGUUCCCCACAACAUCACAUAACCAGUCCAUUAACUAGUUCUGUACAAAUACAUCAGUCAAGUCAAGGUCAAAGUAGGGCAGAAAAUAUUAAAGAGAUUUUAACCAGUGGGAGAAUGACUGCCGCUGAUUUACAACAGAUUGCACUUAUUGGUAGUGGCAAUGGAGGGAAAGUAUAUAAAGCUUUUCAUAUUCCUACUCAAAAACUAAUGGCAGUAAAGAUAAUACAGCUAGAUGUUGAUGUUGAAGUACAGAAGAAAAUUCUUCUAGAAUUAGAUAUUUUAUAUAAGUGUCAUUCUCCAUCAAUUAUCGGAUUUUAUGGUGCAUUCUUUAUAGAGAAUAGGAUCUCAAUAUGCACAGAGUUCAUGGAUGGCGGGUCAUUGGAUAAUUAUGGUCAGAUUCCGGAGCCGAUACUUGGCCGUAUGGCUGUCAAUAUGGUACAAGGUCUAAUAUACAUGUGGAGUCUCAAGAUAUUACACAGAGACAUUAAGCCAUCAAAUAUUCUAGUCAACACAGAUGGUUUUGUGAAGCUGUGUGAUUUUGGAGUCAGCACUCAAUUAGUUGAAUCAAUUACAAAGAGUCAUGUGGGAACAAAUGCAUACAUGGCUCCAGAGAGAAUAAAAGCUGAACAUUAUGGUGCCCCGUCAGAAGUCUGGAGUUUAGGAGUUACAUUAUAUGAGCUUGCUGCAGGGAGGUUUCCUUUUGAAAAUAUGUUUGAAGAGGGAAGCGUCAAUGUGUUAAGAUUAUGCAAUACUAUUCUAGAAGAGAAGUCACCAAAAUUGUCGGAGGAAAAGUUUUCACCAGCUUUAUGUGAUUUUGUGGCUAAAUGUUUACAUAAAGACCCACAGAAGAGGAUCACUCAUCCAGAAUUAUUGGCCCAUCCAUAUAUUCAGAAUUUUAUAGAAGAUGACACAAGUAGAAGUGUUCUUUCAGCAUGGAUCAAAUCACAGCUUCUUAUACUUCAAAACUCUGACCCAAAAAAGAAAUCAUAACAUCCUGUGAUAGUUUAAUAUAAACAUAAUGUUAUUGAUAAAUAUUACAAUGAUUUUUGGAUUUGCCAGGAAAAGGUUCUGUACACUAGUUUUGGUAUAAUUCUUCAUUUAUUGAUUUGGAUUGGCUGUACAUACAAUCAACAGAGCUUUCAUGUUAACUUUAUCUGUGCCAAGAAGUUUAGAUGAACAUUUGAAAGUGUAUCUUGAACUAAAUUUGAAGUUGUUAAUACAUGUAAUUGGUAGAAUAUUUUAUAUUGUAUAAAUCACACCAAAGUUUCUGAAUAGAACCAAUGAUGUAUGUAAAUUUUUUAUUAUUGGUGUCAUGUAUGUGCCAAAUGAUCACUAAACCAGGUAAUUGAGUUUAUGGAUUUUAUAUAUAUACCUGAAAUAUUUUGUUAGGGAACAUUUAAGUCUGUUUUUCAUAUAACUCAAUUGCUUUUAAAAUGGAGGCAUUGGAGGCAUUUUUGUGAUAACUCCAUAUUUUAUGUUUAGAAUAAAAUGUCAUGACAUGA
Ruditapes philippinarum (Manila clam) is the source of this 2255-nucleotide messenger RNA. Its product is annotated as dual specificity mitogen-activated protein kinase kinase 5-like. Gene Ontology annotation, molecular function: protein binding; MAP kinase kinase activity; ATP binding. The transcript has 22 exons. NCBI's taxonomy places the organism in Eukaryota, Metazoa, Mollusca, Bivalvia, Venerida, Veneridae. Gene Ontology annotation, biological process: protein phosphorylation; MAPK cascade. Bases 217 to 1743 code for a protein of 508 amino acids. The record is from RefSeq and is a predicted model, not a curated record.